UCCUUGAGUCAAAAAAAAAAAAAAAAAAAAAAGAUAAUAUGCCUAAUAUUUUUUUUUAAUAAUAUAUCAUAUGUAUAUAUUUUUUAGUGAUAAUGAUGCUAACCAAUACAUUUUGUAAAAAAUUAAGCCUGUUUUCCUCUGAGCAGUUGUGUUUCAUACCAACCGAGCGCUAUGGGCGAUUUCAGCCUGCCUGGAAAUCGCCCCCAGCGCUCUCAUUGACUUUCAUGUAAAAGCUUUUUUUUUCAAACUGCAAGCCCUGCAAUGCAUUCUCUAUGGGUUCCGGGAGUGCUUGCACUAACGUGAUUCCGUCAUAUCAUACGUACACUACAGUGAACGUCACGUGGUGCUUUGCUGCCGCCGCAGUCACGUUCACGAUCGUCAUGGCGAAUAUUACAGCUCAGAGCAACUCCAUCAUUUCAUUUAGAGAAUUACCAUUUAGUCGUCGAAGCAAUCAGGAAAAAUUGGCUGUUAAACAAUUAGGACCACCCCGACCAAAUUUAAAUAUAAAACAAAUAUCAAAGAAAGGAGGCAAGUCGUACACCAGGGGAUUUUCGCGGUGCUGGUACGAGAGGAAAAACUGGCUAGCAGGAUGCGAGCUAGCCAACGGACUCUUCUGCUACCCCUGCGUCCUCAUCCACCCUGAUGGCUGCACCACGGAAACACCUUGGACUACAACAGGUUUCAAAGAUAUGCAUCAUCUGUCCGAAAAAAUAAAAAAGCAUGAAGCAUCGAGGAUCCACAUUGACAGCUGCUUAAAACUGUCAGCGUUUGGGAGCGUCAACAUUGCUACGCAGUUGGACGAUGGCUACAGGCUAGCACUGCGUCGGCACAAUGAUGAGGUGGGAAAAAAUCGCCACAUUCUGGGCCGCCUGAUCGACGGUGUUAAGUUCUGCGGUGUAUUCGAGUUGGCCUUGCGAGGCCGAGACGAGAGCGAGGGAUCCAGCAACCCCGGAAUUUUUCGAGGAUUGGUACAGUUUAUUGCAUCCCUAGAUGAAGUUUUUGAGGAGCAUUUAAAAACGGCCACCGUCUUUAAAGGCACAUCCAAGACCGUCCAAAAUGAGCUGCUCGACUGCAUGGCAGCUGUCAUUAGGGCACGCAUUACGGAGGAGGUGAAGUCGGCCAGCUUCGUUGCGAUACAAGCUGACGAAACAACGGACGUCUCGACUCAGACUCAGAUGGUCAUGGUAUUGCGAUACAUUGAUGGGAGCCAUGCUGUUCAAGAGCGUUUUUUUGAGUUUGUCCCCCUCUCGUCUUCAACGGCUGACUCGAUUGCCACUGCUAUUAUGGAGAGACUGAACAGUCUAUUCACCGAGGAAGAGAGGGGUAAACUCAUCGCGCAAGCAUAUGACGGGGCCAAUGUGAUGAGAGGAGAGAAGGCUGGUGUGCAGCAAAAAGUGCGAGAGCAUUACAAAAAUGCACAUUAUUUACAUUGCUAUGCACACCAGCUGAAUUUGAUCAUGCAGCAAGCCACUUCUCAGGUCCCAGCAGUGAGGGUUUUUUUCUCGGAUCUGAAUGGCAUUUCUAGUUUUUUUAGUCGGUCACCCAAACGCACCACCAUCCUCGACCAGGUUGUUGCACGAAGGCUGCCAAGAGCAUCGGCCACAAGAUGGAACUUCAACAGCAGGGUCGUGAACACAGUCUAUGAGAACCUAGAUGACCUCAUAGAGUGUUUUGAAGCCAUCAGCACAGACGGCUCAUUUGACUGCACCACAGUGAGGGAGGCAUCUGGCUACCUGAGGAUGCUGCAGGACGAUGACUUCAAGUUUUUCCUGCAUCUAUUUCAUCAAAUCAUGCCUCACGUUGACAUUAUGUACCAACAGCUGCAGAAGAAGGACAUUGAUGCAGUCUUCAUCAAACGUGCUCUGCAGAGCUUCACAAGCAGUGUUCAAGCCAUACGGGACCAGAGCUCAUCUCCAGAGCAGCAGCAAGUAGCAGCAGGAACUACAGGAAAAAGGAGGGCCUUGGGAGAGCAAGACAAGCAGAGGCUGUCUAAGGAGGUCUGUGACACCAUCUUGGGCCAUGCAAACGAGAGGUUCUCUUUCACAAGCCACCUUGUGAGUGCAACGCUGCUACAAGGAGACCUGUUUGAGCAGUACUCCCAUGUGUUCCCUGAUGAGGCUCUGAACACCACUGCCAAGGCAUACCCCAUGCUGAAUAAGGCGAAGCUCAAGACUGAACUGUCCCUUAUCUACGAGAGUCCAGAUUUCAAGGGCUGCAGUGGUGCAUUGGCACUCUACCAGGUUCUACAGAGGAACAACCUCCACGAGACCCUAUCUGAGACUGUGGCUCUGUUGAACAUCCUCAUAACCACUCCCAUGACAACUGCUGAAGCUGAGAGGUGUUUCUCGACCUUAAAGAGAAUCAAGACAUUCCUGCGAAACUCAAUGGGACAGGAUCGUCUCAAUGCUCUGGCCAUGCUUUCCAUGGAGAGGGAACUAGUCAGGAACAUGCCUGAUUUUAAUGAGAGGGUCAUUGAUCACUUUGCUGCUUUGAAAGAGAGACGAGCAAAAUUUCAAUACAAGUGAGAAAUGUUGUUUUAAUGUUGUUGUGUUGUUGCACUACUCAAAUGUUGAAUUGGAAAUAGCUGUAUUAAUUGCAUAUCAUUAGCCAAUUUUUUUGUUUGCUUUGUAAUGUACAUGUGUCUUAUGGGUAAAUUCUUGUUAAAUAGCACCCAAUGUUUUGAUUAUCACCUUGGAUCAUUCUUGUUUUAGGAAUACUGUAAAUAUUGCAAUGAGUAGGCUAUGCCACUAGUUUUUAUAUAUGCUGUCAUCAAGUUGUGUGAUGAGAACUGUAAAUAUUAUAAUUACUAGGCUAUGCUAACAUCCAUUUUUUGUUAAAUCAGAACACAACUGCUGCACUUAAAAUAAAUGUUAUCAGAUGGAGAAAGA
Platichthys flesus (European flounder) is the source of this 2888-nucleotide messenger RNA. Its product is annotated as zinc finger MYM-type protein 1-like. NCBI's taxonomy places the organism in Eukaryota, Metazoa, Chordata, Actinopteri, Pleuronectiformes, Pleuronectidae. The record is from RefSeq and is a predicted model, not a curated record. The coding region runs from base 273 to 2525 and encodes 750 amino acids. The transcript is spliced from 3 exons. Gene Ontology annotation, molecular function: protein dimerization activity.